Magallana angulata is the source of this 7413-nucleotide messenger RNA. Its product is annotated as rho GTPase-activating protein 7-like. Gene Ontology annotation, biological process: signal transduction; regulation of Rho protein signal transduction; actin cytoskeleton organization. NCBI's taxonomy places the organism in Eukaryota, Metazoa, Mollusca, Bivalvia, Ostreida, Ostreidae. Bases 1002 to 5942 code for a protein of 1646 amino acids. The record is from RefSeq and is a predicted model, not a curated record. The transcript is spliced from 19 exons. Gene Ontology annotation, molecular function: lipid binding; GTPase activator activity.
GGGAGGGGGGUUGUUUGGUCAAGUGCUUUAUGAUAUCUCUUGUAUCAUGAAGCAGGUGCCCCUUAGUGUAAGCAUAUAGCUAAAGCAUCGGCUCUCCUAAAUGAAAAACUUAGUCUGGCAUGAAGUUUGUGGAAAAGCAAUAAGCAGCUGUAUGGUUUUGUCUAAUUUGUGGCUGUAGUUGGAGGGGUUUUUAUGGAGAUAAGGGGGUAAGGUUAGAAGCUCGGAACCUGUCGGCAAUGAUUGACAGAUUUUCAGGUAGUGGUUCCUCAUUAUCUGCUUCCUUGUCUCAGGGGUCUUGUGGCAGGUGUUUCAAAGUCUUCCAUCUUGAUCACGUGUGUCAAGUGUCCUCAAGGAAUAGAACAUUCUUGGACUGUCGAAUCUUGGCUUCAUGGAAUUUUAGUUUGGUAGAAUUGGAUGAUAAAUUUACAAUCUAGUAGAUGAAGUGACUGCUAGAAGACUAACGGAGAAUUGGAUGAUAAAUUAAUACAAUCCAGUGGAUAAAGUGACUGCAAGAAGAUUUAGGGAGAAUAGGAUUAUGAAUUUAUAAUCCAGUGGAUGGAGUGACUGUUAGAGGAUCAAUUUAGAGUGCACUUGUAAAGCUGUAAAUCGUUGACUAUUGUGCUUUCAGGAACAUUGCUCUUACAAUUUGAAGAAGCCACAGUGAUAUCUUAUUACAGUUGAUUACAUGAAAAUCUAUGUCUAACCUAUCUGAUUUUGCAGAAUGUAGAUAUACUGAAACUGAGAAAAAAAAAGAUAAAGAGAUCUUGUCUACAUGCAUUUUUAGAGGUGCCCUUUCUCAUUUCUAAUGGAUUAAUCAACUGACAAGGAUUGUACAGAUUUUAGUGCUUUUCCAAAAAAAAUUUAGUUGCAUUUCAAAAAAUUUUUUUAAAAAAUAUUGAGAAAACCGUUUGCCGUUGGGACUUCAUAGGAUUCUUCUCUACAGAAACAAGAUCCCUUGCUGUGUAUAACUAGCAUGCUUUGAUGUGAAGUUGGACAAUGUCAUGGGAACCCAGACCAUUGAGGAAUAUGCAGCAUUUGAGAUCUAUCUUCAGCAGGCACAGGAGGAGAUUGGACUAUGCCUCAGUGGGGCCACCACACCCGUGACCCCUACUGCAGGAGACAACUACUUCCUGCUCAGUAACCAUGACAACGGCAGUGAUGAUCAAAUGACCUCUGACCUAAGCGAUGGGGAUCCCACCCCAGUCAACAGUCCCUGCCAGGAUGAGGGACAGAGUAAAGGACUCUACCAUCAGAAGUUUAACGAAUUUGAGCUUCAAACCUCGGUCUGUGAAAGCGAUGAUAGGAACAGUUUCAUUUCCAACAAGGAUAUAGUGGAGAGUGCCCCUACUACUCCCCAUUUUCUGCCGUCAGUGGACAAAAGUGAACACAUCAUUCAGGAGACACUGAAAGAGCACAGGGCUUUACAUCGGUCCAAUACCUCCCCCAGUCUUCCUCAGCCCUACCGCAAGGUACAGCGGAGUCUUAGUGUCAAUGAUCAGUACCCAGAGGAAAAUUCCAGCUUUUAUAUUGGGAGGGAAAAUGACAGUGAAACUGAUGUGAAUGAAAAUUCAAAACUGAAUCCAAGUCUGAAUAGAGAGUUGCUUAGUAAGAAAACACCCAGUCCUCGUCAUAGAAGGAGCUUAUCCACAACUGCAGUUCAGACUUCUUUUGAUGAAAACAGUAACCCGUUUGAUGAAUUCCAAGUGAUUAAUAAACAUGUGUCCCAGGGAACCAACACUACAGAUUCAUUAGAGAGGCCACGGAAACGGAACAAAAGUAGUAGCGAUGUGAAGAGACUGGCUCCCAUCAAAAAACCCACAGACUUUCCUCAGGCUUUAGUAAGAGGUAAUAGGAUGGGGGCAUUCUUCCACGAUCAGUCUCCGGAAAUGCAGGUGAUGGUGGCCUCCACGAGUCCUGUUUUGUUCAGAAGAAAACCAUCGGCUAAAGGGAGGAAUCGCCCAAGGCUGCCAGCCAAUGAGAUUUACUGUAACAAUGCACAGAACAUGAUUAAUAACAUGGACACAUUGGAAAUGGAGUUGGAGUUGAGGAGACAGGAAGAGUUUUUCCUGAAGAAGGAUGUUUCACAGACAUGGCAUGGAUCCACUGCCAACAAGUGGAAAAAACUGUAUGCCCCAGUCGCAGAGCAACUUGCCAAUCACCAUCACAUUGAAAACGGCUUCCAAACACUUCCAUCAAAGACAUCCCUGUUGGAUGAGAUGCACAAGAAGUAUUGUGCUUAUCAAUACCAGAAUAAAACUGUAAGAAACAUUGUAAUGAUCGGGACACUUCCUCCCAAAUUCCAGUCCAGUCCCCCUCCCCCCGAUAGAAUGAAGUCGCGUUCCUGGCUCCUCCAACAUUAUACCAUCCCUCUUCCUACAUCCUCAACCUCCUCACCAGACAGUCCCAAGGUGAAUAAAAGAAUGAAAGAGGAUAAAAAUGUUAGAGGAAAGAAAUCGAGUUUAAUAGCUAAUGAGAACAUUGAGAGUAGUGAGAGUGAUAAACCGGUCUCCAGUCUGAGCGAAGAGGAGAAAGAAGUCCCCAUGGAGAACCAGGAACUGGCCUCACAGGAGGAGACGGCUGUAGAAAUGAGGAAAAAAGCACCUGCAAUGAAUAUACAGAGGACCAAGUCCGAGGAAGAAAUCGAGGCUGUUGAAGCAUGCAGGUGGUUGAAAGAGGCUGGAUUUCCUCAGUAUGCGCAGAUGUAUGAUGAUUGCCAGUUUCCUAUUGACAUCACUAGUGUAGAAAAAGACCAUGAUUUCUUGGACAGGGAUUCUAUGCAGCCAUUGGUCAGGCGACUCAGCACCCUUAAUAAAUGUGCUGUCAUGAGAAUCGGAACCCCAGCCAAAAAACUGGGAGAUGAAUCUGAUGAUGAAGAUCAAUGCGCUCUGAGCGACAAAUGGAAAUAUCAACACAACAUCCGGCGGUGGUCUCGUAAGGACCUAGGCAGCCCUUCCUCAGACGGACAGCCCUUGUCGCCGACAGUCAAAUCGAGCUCAAGCAACGACAGUCUGCUGACCGAUCAGAAUUCUAGCAGUGAAACAGGAGAUAGCCCUGUGCUAGACUCAAAGAUGCAUCACGAAAAAGGCGUGGCUAGUGACGAUUACUUCGGAGCCAAAACCUCUAUUCCUCAGGAUCAUCUAAAUCCUUCCACCAUAGCCCUGAGUCCUAGACUCCGCAGGGCUGCCAGUGAAAGGAUCAAAGGAGCAAAGAACUUUUUGAAGAGACUGGAGAGUUUUAAAAGCCAGAAAACGCGAAGGAUUCCGAGAAAUAAUGGCAAUGUGGAAAUCAGUGGACCUGUGAUAAUGGACACAGACGGAAUGCAAGCAAAGAUUAAGCAUUUGAACUGUAAGGAGUUGAGUCCUUCAAGUGAGUAUCCUCCAUCGCUGCCAACAGCAGAAGUGGCGGAAGACAACAAAAGUGUUCCAACAGCAGAACCGUGGUCAGACAGUGCUACAAAUUACGCCAGUGAACCGAGUGUUCCUCAGAAGUCAUUGGUCUCUGUUCAGGAGAUCACCGAUUCCAAUAGUGCUCUGAACUCUGCCUUGAAGGCUCUGGAGGAGACAAGUCAGUCCUCCCUCUCCUCCUCAAUUCAUUCCUCAGUGAAAGCCCCCUCCAACUCCCCACUCUCAGGUCACACACAUCUCAGAAAACCCAAUCUAGCAUGGAAAAAUACUAGUAACUCUGAACUCUUUCCUGCCGACAAUUCUCCGUCAGUAUCUUUCAAGCUUCCAGAUGACCACAAGCCGGGCACAUUUCCCAAAGUGUUGUCCACUGGGUACAUGGAAGUGGAGGGAGGGCAUGGAGUUAACGCCAGGACCGGCAGUUUUAGUUUGGGUAGUGAUAGGAAGGAUGAUGCAGCCAUUAGCGCUGCCUCGGUCAAAAGGCGCGGAUCUGCGGGUCCAAGGCUGGAUUCCAACAGAAUGAGUGUGUAUGACAAUGUGGAGCCAGAGGAGGACUUGGAAAGUGCCCAACACGAACUGGACAUGAUUCUCAGCAAAGUGUUUGAGGACAUUAAUGUGCUCAACAAAGCCAUCUAUGGAGAAGAUGCAGAAAUAGUCGAGCCCCCUUCCUCUUCUCUCAAUUCAACAGUAAACAAGUCUGACGACGAUGAAAGCCAUCUGUCCGAUCUGAAGAACCUGAGUGCUCUCGAGACCGAUGACAGUCUCAACGGGAAUGAUGACCAGGAUGUCACGAGUCGAACCAACUCAUCGCCCGAUACCAGCGACCAUGACAUCACCACGGGCGAACUGUCACAUGACGACUCCACGGAGAACAUCGAGGGGCGGGAGAGACGAGACUCCGGUGUUGGAUCCUCCCUCACUCGUGCUCCCAGUGACAGACGGCGACAGAGAAUCCGCUGGCAUAGCUUCCAGAAAUCUCAUAGGCCCAGUGUGAGUGGACGUAAUACUCACAUCAGUAGUCUGUCAGUGUGUCAACUCAUGGUGCUACAAAAACUCUCCCUGUGUCGCUUGACUGGCCUUAUAGAAAAAUACUCACCCAACCGCUCCGGAUGGAACUGGAGCAUGCCCGGAUUCAUGAAGCGCCACAAGACUCCAAACUACAAUGACCGCAAUGUGUUUGGUGUCCCCCUCCUGGUCACCCUACAGAGGACUGGACAGCCCCUGCCCCAGUGCAUGCUGAGUGCCAUGCGAUAUCUCAGGAAAACGGCCAAAGAUGCUGUAGGAAUAUUUAGGAAGUCUGGAGUAAGGACCAGAAUCCAGAAACUGAAGAAUGAAGUAGAGGCUAAUCCAGAGUUAGUGAACUUCCAAGAACUUCAGGCUUAUGAUGUGGCAGAUUUGUUGAAGCAAUACUUUCGUGAACUACCAGAGUGCUUGUUGACAAACAAGCUCUCAGAAGUCUUCAUCAAUAUCUUCAUCUACUUGCCCAGUGAGCAGCGUCUGGAGGCCCUACAGUCCGCGGUGGUCCUCCUCCCAGACGAGAACCGCGAAGUGCUCCAGUCCCUCCUCUUCUUCCUCUACGAUAUUUCGACGCAGGCGGACGAUCACCAGAUGACCGCCAGUAAUCUGGCCGUCUGCUUCGCCCCUUCGCUGUUCAACAUGAGUGGGACGAAGAGCGUGACUCAGAGCCCGAGUCCACGAAGGCCGAGGAAGAACCUGGGUGUACCGGACGCCCGAGAACUUCAGGAACAGAAGGCUGCUCAUGAGUGCCUGACUACUUUGGUUCAGGAAUGCAAGAAACUCUUCAAUAUUCCUACAACAAUGAUGAGCAAGUGUAGAUUUUCCUACAUUGAGCAAGGAGACCCUGUUCCGUUGGAGGAAUUCAACAGGCGAUCCUCGGAAGACGACCAGCUGGCGUACCACAACUUUGUGGACACUGCCAUCCAGGGACUUUUGAAGGAGUCCAGAGACAAGUUCAAGGGAUGGGUCUCGGUCAGCUCUGUCCCCACGGACGUUGAUCUGUCCUACAAGAAGGUGACGGACGGCCAUCUACUGCGAUUGUGGAGGUGCUCUACGGAAGUGGAUGGUCCACCCUUUGCAGCAUUAGAAUGUGUCAAAGAUGAGAGGCAUGUCUGGGAUGAGGAUCUGGUUAAGUGGAGGUCCAUAGAGAAACUGGAUUCUCAGACAGAGGUGUUCCAGUACACUCAGAGCUCCAUGGCUCCCCAUCCUGCAAGGGACUUCUGUGUUCUCAGAUCCUGGAGGAAAGACCUUCCCAAAGGCACAUGUGCUCUGGUGUCCACCUCAAUCGAGCACCCUGAGGCUGAGCUGAACGGGGCCAUACAAGGGGUGGUUCUGGCCUCUCACUACCUUAUUGAACCCUGUGGAUCGGGGAAAUCUAGGGUUACUCACAUCAGUCGCAUUGACAUGAGGGGAAGAACACCUGAGUGGUACAAGAAAGUUUACAGUUACAACUGCGUUAACCAGAUGGAGAGAAUCCGUGACUCGCUGAAACAGAGCACUGAUGGGCCAGAGUCUGUAGUGUGAACCUGUGUAGUACUACUACUGAUGACAAGAACUCUUCCAUCAAAGUGAAGAAAACUGGUAUUGUUGGGGAGGUAGCAGAGGGAAGCUCUUCAAUAUUGGUGCACGUGUACCUAACUCCACUGGUUUUGCAGAAAGCUGUACCUGCGCCAACGUCUACAAACCAUUUGUCUACGUCAGAACUGCUGUUCUGCAGACAUUGAAUCCUCACAGGCUGGUCUGUGAGAGAGGAGAUUGAGAGAGACUGGGUGUAGUUCAAUAGUUAGUCUACAACUGACAGAUGUGGCAAGUCCUGUGUCUACACAGCUUACUACAUGACAAUCUAGUGCUGUAUCAUAGAACAUUCCGUAGAAGAAUAUAGAGGAGGGCAAAAUGUGUUCAUUUUUAGCAUUACUGUUGAAUUGUGUUGAAGGGGACCUAUAGUUCAGUGUAGAGUAGCGGACAAACAAGAUGGUGGGUAGUCCCCACUGUUGCCAUAGUGAAGGCAGCAUUAUGUCUGUUGGUAACCAUAGGAACCAUGCUAGUCAUGUGACCUGAUAUUAUUCCCUGGGAGUAGAGAACCUGCAAUAUUACAAAAUGCAUUUAUCAAUAUUUGUUGUCCUGUGCCAUGUUCUUAUCUCAUAAUGUGUUAUCUGUUGUAAAUAAACUGUAUGUCCACUCUCUCAGAAUGUAAAUUAUAUCAGAAGUCAUUGAAAUAUGUUUUAUGGCAUGUCAUUAACAAAUAUAUGGUACCCAUGCAAGUGAGUGUCGAGUGUGUUUGAAUGAGAAUGUUUGACCGAUGUGAAAUGAGCAAAAGUGAUUGUGUAUAUGUCUGACAAUAUGAGAGAGAGAGAGAGAUGACUCCAUUAAAUGCCUGCUGAUGUCUUCAGUGGCCAGCCUCCUGCUAAAAUAAUCAAACCAAAUCAUACCUCAUGUUAGUCCAUGCUGUGGUGAGGCUAUUUAACCAGUAUAUCAAUGCUCCCAAGUCAGGUCUAAUAGACCGCAUACAUCAUACACAUAUAUCUAGAAAUGGCUGUAUUACAGAUGAAUAUUGAAUGUGGUUGUGAUACAUAUAUAUGUCUUGUAAAGAUUGUUAUGAAAACAAAAUAUUCACUUGAUUGAUAUUAUUUCCAAGGGAGAUAACUCUGAGGAACAAUCACUAUGUUAUGGAGUACAUAGAGAAAUCCUGGUUUUAAUGGAAGACUUACAAUACUAGACAUAGUCAUUGAAAUAAAAUUGUAAUCCAGUGGUGUCUGUAAUCUAGGUCAGCCUUUUUUUUCAAAUUCUUAACAUAUUCACACGUGCUAAUGCAGGAAACUUAUGUAUUCCUACGCCAGUGUUAACAAUAUGUCUUACCUGAUAUUGUCAUCUUCUAUACCUCAAAGUCAACUAUAUUUCUCAUGAUUCCAUUGUACAUGUAUGUGUAUCUUGUUAUUAUAUUUGUUAUUAUUACAAUGAAAUAUUUCAUGAAUAUUAAUAAAACCAAAAAUUAAAA